UCACUUCCAAUCUGGAUUGUUUGUGGAAACUUCAUGAACAGCACCAGGGGCAGGUGUUUAUCCGUGGAAGAAAGUCAUGCUCUGAAGAAACUUUCAGUUCAGGGAUCACAGUGGAUGCCACAGGUGUAGCCGCCGGGCUCGAGAGAGUUAUGGCGGUUCAAACUGCAAUCAUGAACCCCCAGUUCAUGAGUUUUUGCUUCCCCGAUUCUGUGAUGGAGUACGACAUGGAAAAGAGUCUGGAUUGUAGUCUGCUCUGUGAGGCGGAGAAUGAUGAAGACUUCAAAGAGACCACGAGGGACUUGCUGAGCUUCAUAGACUCGGCCUCCAGCAACAUCAAGCUGGCUCUGGACAAGCCGGUGAAAUCCAAAAGGAAAGUCAACCACCGGAAGUAUCUGCAAAAGCAGAUCAAACGCUGCACUGGUAUCAUAUCACCAGGAAACACAUCAGAAGCGCCGGUGAAAAGACAGAGUUCCCCAGUAAAUCAGCAGGGCCCUUUACAGAGUAAAACUCUACAGAAGCGAGAAGGGGGGCAAGCCAACCUACAGAGUAAGAGCCUGGCUGCUCUCUUCAGCCCUGUGAAGGAAAUAAGGGGGGAGAAAGCAAAGAAACCCCCCCUGAGGCACCGUAAUCUGCCUCCGUCUUUUUUUACCGAGCCUGCCAACUGCUCCAGGGUUAGCUCCACAUCCGGGAUGAUGCUGAAGGACUUGGAACGGGGGAACCCAGAGGCUGCAGAGUUCUUUGAGCUCCUGGGGCCAGACUACAGCAACAUGGUGAAUGAGCAGGAUGUUUAUCAGGCCAUGCCACUGAGGGUGCAACAAGAUCUGGGAGGCCUAGACCCUGCUUCAUAUGACCAUUUAGUUAGUGGUCUACUCUACCCUGAUCCCUGGACUAAUUGCUCCGGACCCUGUAAAAAACCAGGGGAGGGUCUGCGAACAGGCCCACCACAGCUUCCAGGCUAUGGUCAGGCUGAGGACCCUUCUGGGCCAAUAGAUGACAGUGGACUGUGUACCUUGGCCUUUCCAAGCUUCUUCCCAGACUGCUCCAUACCUCAGGUUACCUAUGAUUUAAACGGUGGCUAUAACAAAACAAACUAUCCAUGUCUAUGAGAAACUGAAAAGAAAAAGAAGUACUGCAGACAGUUGGAACAGUAGAAAACACUUUAAUUUUUCUAACAUUUCAACUGGAGAACAGGUCUCAUGUUGCUUUUUCUGUAAAAACUUUGAUACAACGUCAAAAGCUUCAUUUUUGUUCCAUCUCAGGCAAUUUAUAAAGACAUCCUGAAGAGUUCUGACUUUAAGGAUUUGUAAGUCUGGGAUGUUAAUCCUGUUGAAAACAUCAGAACAGCUGGACUAAACAACAGAUGCACUUUUUUCAACUUGAUUAGUUUGUAACAACGGAAAAUGGGGGG
This is a messenger RNA of Cyprinodon variegatus (sheepshead minnow), 1408 nucleotides long. It is a transcript of the gene fam181b, whose product is annotated as family with sequence similarity 181 member B. The record is from RefSeq and is a predicted model, not a curated record. The transcript has a single exon. NCBI's taxonomy places the organism in Eukaryota, Metazoa, Chordata, Actinopteri, Cyprinodontiformes, Cyprinodontidae. Bases 150 to 1106 code for a protein of 318 amino acids.